AUGACCACAUAUCAUCCCCAAGCCAAUAGUCAAGUUGAAGUAUGCAACAUGGAGGUCAAGAAAAUCCUCAAGAAGAUGAUUCGGCUAGAUGGGAAGAAAUGGGUGAACAAGCUUUUUGAUGCCCUAUGGGCUUACGAAACCACUUACAAGAGCCCUUCGGGGAUGUCCCUUUAUAAGGUCAUAUAUUGGAAAACUUGUCAUCUUCUAGUUGAGAUUGAGCACAAGGCAUAUUAG
Molecule: messenger RNA, 234 nt
Organism: Spirodela intermedia
Lineage: Eukaryota; Viridiplantae; Streptophyta; Magnoliopsida; Alismatales; Araceae
Source: the annotation of a GenBank genome assembly